CUUGGCAGCAGCAGCAGCAGCAGUCCCGUUCAGACCGAGGACCCGCGCGAAGACGUCGACAUGACUAUCAACACUUCCAGUCAAACGGUGAACACGCGAGAGCAGAUGCCGUGUUUCUCCAAGAUGGAGCGGGUGAUCAUCGCGAUGCAGGACCCGGACAUGGGCGUGAAGAUGCGGAACCAGCGGCUUCUCAUCACCGUUAUCCCGCACGCGAUGACAGGGCAGGAUAUUAUUGAUUGGCUGAUCAACAAAUACUCUAUUUCAGACGAAGAGGCCAUGCACGUAGGAAAUCUCCUGGUGAGGUUCGGCUACAUCUAUCCUCUGAAAGAGCCACGCCUGCUCAUACUGAAACCUGACGAGUCCCCAUACCGCUUCCAGACUCCAUAUUAUUGGAUCUCAUCCCGUUGGCCCGCCUCAGAGCUCGACUAUGCAAUCUAUCUAGCCAAGAAGAAUAUUCGGAAACAAGGCCAAUUGAUUGAAUAUGAAAAGGAGAACUACAAUAUGCUUCAUAAGCGAAUAAAUCACACCUGGGACUUUGUAGUGAUGCAGGCCAGGGAACAGCUCAGGGCAUCAAAGCAUCGGCGGAAGGCUGACCGCAUCGUGUUGGAGUGUCAAGAACAGGCCUUCUGGCUUGUCAACAGACCCCCGCCGGGGCUGAUGGAUAUUUUGGAAGAAGGACCAGAGAGAAAAAAUGGACUGAACACACGAGUACAACUGGUGUGACAGAAUAGUGACUUCUACAAGAAGGAGAUUGAACUGAACCGAAGGGGUCUGGGCCGGAACCGAGUGAAGUCUUCCAUUUGCCUUGAGAGCUAUGUCAAGUACAGUGAGCAGUACCAGCACCAUGACCCCAUCAUGCAGGGCUGUCUCCCUAGCAACCCGUGGAUCACUGACGACGCCCAGUACUGGAGCAUGAACGCUGACGCGGUUACUAUGCCAACAAAGCUCCGAGUGGAGCGCUGGGGAUUCAGCUUCAUGGAGCUCCUGAACGACUCAAUGGGGCGGAGAGAACUGAUGACCUACCUGGAGAAAGAGUUCAGUGCGGAGAACUUGUGUUUCUGGCAGGCCUGUGAGGACGUGAGGCACGGAGAGAGCUCCAAGAUCAGCAGCAAAGUGGACGAAGUCUACAAGAUGUUCCUGGCUCCAGGCGCUAGUCGCUGGGUGAACAUCGACAGCAAGACGAUGGAAAAGACUCUCGAGGGCAUCAAGCGUCCGCACCGCUUUGUGCUGGACGAUGCCCAGAUGCACAUCUACUUCCUCAUGAAGAAGGACUCGUACCCUCGCUACCUGAAGUCUGAUCUGUAUAAGAGCCUGCUGGCCAAAGCCAUCGUCCCUCAGGAGACCAAGAAGAGUGUGUUUCCAUUCAUGCGGCGCCAGCGCCACUCAAGCCCCUCCCCCGCCAUGGUGACACACACAGGAGAGGAGGACGGCAAGCAGCAGCAGCAGCAG
Messenger RNA from Sardina pilchardus (European sardine), 1449 nucleotides. RefSeq names its product regulator of G protein signaling 11 (gene rgs11). Gene Ontology annotation, cellular component: cytoplasm; neuron projection; plasma membrane. NCBI's taxonomy places the organism in Eukaryota, Metazoa, Chordata, Actinopteri, Clupeiformes, Clupeidae. Gene Ontology annotation, biological process: regulation of G protein-coupled receptor signaling pathway; intracellular signal transduction; G protein-coupled receptor signaling pathway. The record is from RefSeq and is a predicted model, not a curated record. The annotation marks the transcript as partial. The transcript is spliced from 17 exons. Gene Ontology annotation, molecular function: GTPase activator activity.